CUACGGCAUGGCUGUAUCUAGUCAAUCAGAAGUGCAAUCCUUGACCAACAGGCCAGUCGUGGACGAGAAGGGUUCAUCCGAGAAGGUCUCAAGUUUCGAUGAGCAGUCUGUGGGCUCCAGAAAUCGAAAGCCAAAGUUACCCGUCGGAUGGCGGAUACUCAUUCUCGUCCUGACUUGCUUGUGCAGCUUUGGUAAUCAUUGGAGUAAUGGUUUGAUUGUAGCACUGAAGACCACAAUUAUCAAGGAGACGCACAUCAAUAAUUCGCAGUUCGCGACUUUGGUUGCAGUAACCAACUUGGUUAAUACUUUCCUAUGCGUCGCUCUCGGGUUCUGUAUCGACAAGUGGGGAGGUCCUCUCCUCUCUGCCAUCCUCGCCUCUUUCCAUAUGGGUGGCGCUAUUGUUAUGGCUGGCGCUGCGACGAACAACUUGAAUAGUUAUCCACUGCUCAUUGUUGGAAAGGUAAUCGCCGCUAUUGGAGAUGGCUCGUUGGACAAUGCACAGCACAGGAUCUUCUCCACCUAUUUCGCUCGUGGCGGGGGUUUCGCUUUCUCAAUUGGUGCUAUCUGGGGAGUUGCGAACCUUGCUCAAUUCACUGGUCAAUCGACAGCAAACAUUAUUGCGACCAAUCUCGGCACCUACGCAUGGGCGCUCUGGAUAUCAGCUGUUAUUGCAGGUUUCUCGGUGGCCUGCGCGCUCGCUGUUAUCUUCCUUGAUAAGUGGCUUUGCAAGACCUACGAAGUAACCGACCAGACGGACGGACAAAAUCUCAAGAGCCAUACCCGAAAGGGCGUUUUCAGUAUUACGGCAAUCAGACAUCUCCCAUUGACAUUUUGGAUCGUCGUACUCUUUGCUAUCUUCGAGAAUGCUGGUGUGCAAUCUUUCGUAUCUAUCUCAACGCAAUUCGCACAGCAAAGGUUGAAGAAAGGCGCGGUCAUUGGUGGAUGGGUCUCAAGUUUUUACCUUUUGCUCCCAGCAUGCUUGACACCCUUCCUGGGUAUAUUCAUUGAUGUCUAUGGCCAGCGAGUGUCAUUCUUGUUCGCUUCUGGCGUGACUUUCUUGAUUUCUAUGCUGCUCUUGAAGUUCUCGCAUACAGUUCCGACGUUUGUGGCUGCGUAUAUUUUCUACGCAAUGUCUCAGUGUGUUACUCCGGCGCCCCAAGUAGAAAUUGUCAGGAGUGUCAUAUCUGAUCCCCAAUGGUUUGCCACGGCAUUUGCCAUCAAGAAAUCCGUCGUCCAAGCUUCUAUCGUCAUCAUCACAACAGCAGCUGGAAAGCUGCAAGAUGACACCCCAAGCGACUCGCUAGACCCUGCUGUGACUUUAUGGCUUGUCUACGCAUUCCUCUCUGUUGCUGUCUCGGGAGUUCUACUCCUACUUUCAAGGACGACCCUGCUACCUGCUGCGCGUCUAUCGCAAGUACAGCCAAGACUGCUUGAUGACGAAGUGGAACGUCUCAUGCGUAAGAAAGGGUUGGAAAAAUUGGCGAGUGGAGAUAUGAAGCAGGAAGAGAAACGGCUGAAGUCACCUGUCCCGGGUCGCGAGGGCGUGCGUUGGCUCUUCCUUGCUGCGUCUGUCGGAAUUAUUUUCAUUGGAUGGACCAUGUUCGGUCUGGGCGUCGGGUGGGGCGUUCACGGAAACGUCAUUGCGGGAACUACUGGAGAAUGAUUGCCUUUUAGUGUGAAAACGCGGCAUGUUUGAGUUGAUGAAAGUAUGCUAAGU
Molecule: messenger RNA, 1717 nt
Organism: Fomitiporia mediterranea MF3/22
Lineage: Eukaryota; Fungi; Basidiomycota; Agaricomycetes; Hymenochaetales; Hymenochaetaceae
Product: MFS general substrate transporter
Exons: 14
Coding region: 8-1663 (551 amino acids)
Biological process (GO): transmembrane transport
Molecular function (GO): transmembrane transporter activity
Source: RefSeq, a predicted model, not a curated record